AACAAAUGUGCAAUGCACUUUCCAAACUGUGAAAGGCAGCAAUACGAAACAAAGUGUAUAGUCUGCCGGAAAACCAUACGAAGAUGAAGAAAGCAACACACUUCCUCAAUCAAUGAGAGAAGAUUUUAAACAGACAAGAUGGUGUUGCACACAUUGUUGGAUUACUUCAUGGAGCAUAUUUUUGUAUUUAAUGUAAUAAUGGAGCAUUUUCUCAAUUCAAACGAACCCCCUGCAAUUAGACAUGGACAUUGAUUAGACAUGCGUUGUCUUCCAAGUCGGGAAUUGAGGAAGCAUCGCAAAAUUGAUCGAAAAUGAACUGUGCUACACUUAACAUGACCUACUUAAUAACGCCUAUAAGCCAGCUGGAACAGUAGUGGUCUGACUAGGGCUAGGCAAUAUUUUUUAUAACUAGGGUGCGUUUUUUUUCCGGGCCUAUGAACUCGGGUAAGGGUAUUUUUAGCCAUGCUUUUUCUGCUACCUUCGUAAGCAGGUCCAUGGUCUGUUUUAUUAAAGUACCAAAAAGCCCCGAGCAGAGAGGAUAAAUGUUGAGGUGAAGGCAUUCCAUUCAUAGAAGCAUUCCUUUGGCAUUUCAACAUUAUUUUGAACCAACAAACCAAUUAAGUUUUGUUGACUUCCGUUUUAAAUUACUUGCCCAGAAAUGAUUGGUUGGCAUUGGCAACCGUUUUAGCCGACGGGGGGCCUAACUAGCUAGUUACAUCUUGUUGGCUGAAUAAAGAAAGCGAAAGGAAGCCGGAUCUAAAGACAGAUAUCCAACAUAGGAUAAAGAAGGUUCAUAUUCUCUCAACCCCCCCAACUAUUCAUUAGAAAGGAGUGAGGAGCAAGAGACGCACUGCACACAGAAUGAGGUUGGAAGAGGGUUGUUUACCUUCUAUGGCUCAUCUGCUCCCAGGAUGGUGAACAGCUACAAGCGGACUUCCAGCCCUCGGUCCCCUACGAACAGUGGGGAGCUCUUCACUCCAGCACAUGAGGAGAAUGUGCGCUUCAUCCACGACACCUGGCAGUGUGUGCUCAGAGACAUCAGGUCACCACAGAGCAGUGAACGCAAAGACCGUGGACCACAGGAGUAUGUGGAAAAGAACCCCAAUCCCAACUUAAAUUCUUUCACACCAGUUGACCUGAGUGACCUCAAGAAACGCAACACACAGGACUCCAAGAAGUCCUAGUCUUUCUCUUUACAGUCCAACAGCUUUUUUUCUCCACCCAUUAUCCUUGGGAACUUUCUCCUCCUCCAGUCCUCUGUCAGCCAGCAAGUCAACCUUUUGGCCAGUCCUGCCCACAAUGCCGGUCCCCUCUCUGCUCUCCUGGACUAACAACAGCCUGCCCAUUCAACAGCAGUGGGCUGAUGUCCUAACAACCACAACAUUUUUGGAGUUCCUUAUCCACCCCGGUCUCUCUGUCCACCCCCUCCCCCUCUGUCUCUCUCUCUCUGUCCCUCUCUCUGUCCAGGCUCAAUAUUUUCUCACCCUACCUCUCAUCUGGUUGACGUGGAAUGCAAGAAAGCUGGGAUUUGAUUUCCAGGGAUUCUCUCUUCCGGUUCUUGGUUUUACAGUCAUAAAUUUUUAUUUUUCCCUCUUUUUUUAUGUGAAUGGGACUGAUGCAGAGUUUCAAUGAAAUAUGCUGACAUCCUGAUGCCGAAGUACAGACUGUGUACAAAUUCUUCACAGGACACUUUAAAGGACUGCAGUCUUAAAUAGAAACUCAGUUUUCUUUUCAAUCUACAAAGGAUAAUGCUGAAGGGCUGACAUUCUUUUUUUGGAAGAUAGUUGAAUUGUAGAUGUAUUGGAAUGGAAUCCGAUUGUACGGGCGAGUUUUGGAAGCCAAAAAUGGUUUAGUAUAAAUGCCAACAUUUUAAAUAUAGACUCAUGCCCCUAAAAUGGACUUCAAGUAGACAUCUCCACAUUGACUUCCCAGCCUUGAAACAAAAUAUUGAAUAAAAUACUUUUCCAAUAUGUCACUCAAUGCAUUGGUCAUAGAUGUUCUGACCUAAAUGUACUUUUUGGAUGUGUCCCCAAUACUCCCCAAUGAUGUAUGUACAAACACAGUACCUACAGUAGGAUGGUCAGUUAUCGUUGUCUCAUGCUCGUUGUUUUGUUUGUGCAUUAUUACUGAAAACAGUGUAAUAGGCUAUGUAUACUGAACAAAAAUAUAAACGCAACAUGCAACAAUUUCAAAGA
Messenger RNA from Coregonus clupeaformis (lake whitefish), 2195 nucleotides. RefSeq names its product mapk-regulated corepressor-interacting protein 1. The record is from RefSeq and is a predicted model, not a curated record. Bases 912 to 1184 code for a protein of 90 amino acids. Lineage: Eukaryota; Metazoa; Chordata; Actinopteri; Salmoniformes; Salmonidae. The transcript is spliced from 5 exons.